Molecule: messenger RNA, 981 nt
Organism: Bipolaris maydis ATCC 48331
Lineage: Eukaryota; Fungi; Ascomycota; Dothideomycetes; Pleosporales; Pleosporaceae
Source: RefSeq, a predicted model, not a curated record
AUGUCAAUCCCGGUCAACUUGAAAGAUCUCACCACCGAAAACAUCACCGAGAAUGUGCACGCUAUCAAUUCCCAAUGCUCCAAUCCUCGCUUGAAAUAUAUCCUAGAGCGGGCUGUAACACAUUUGCACGAACUUGCGAGGGAAGUCAGGCUCACAACAGAUGAGUGGAUGGCAGCUAUCCUCUUCUUAACUAGAGUUGGCCAGAUCUCCUCAGAAACCAGACAGGAAUUCAUCUUACUCUCAGAUAUACUAGGUCUUUCUCUCCUAGUAGACUCAAUCGACCACCCUAAACCCCAAGGAAGCACUGAAGGCACCGUACUUGGCCCAUUUCACACACACGAAGCCAAGAAUCAGGACCAAGGUAGUCUUAUAUCACACGAUCCGGACGGAGAACCGCUCCUUGUUCUAUGUACCGUGAAAGAUGUUCAAGGUAACCCUAUUUCAGGAGCGCAGAUCGAUGUGUGGGAGACAGAUUCAAAAGGCUUCUACGAUGUUCAACACGAAGAUAGGGCGGGCCCGGAUGGCAGGGCUGUCCUAACAAGUGAUAAGAAUGGUAAUUUCUGGUUCAAAGCUAUCGUUCCUGUUCCCUAUCCAAUUCCACACGACGGACCUGUUGGAAACCUUUUAAAAUUGUUGAAUCGUCAUCCGUACCGACCGAGCCAUAUGCAUUUUAUGUUCAAGAAAGAGGGAUACGAUCCCCUCAUAACUGCUUUGUAUCUGAAGAACGAUCCAUACGAAUCGACAGACGCAGUGUUUGGUGUAAAGGAGUCUUUAUUGGUUGCGCUCCAGAGAGUUAAGGAUGAAAGGCAAGCCAAGACUUACGAGGUCGAAUUGGGGUCUGCGUUCAUCUCUUACAACUUCGUUCUGGUCAACAAUGAAGCUGCAGCGGAGUUACGCAGGCGGAAAGCAGAAGAGGCAAUAGCUGGCCUGAAAGGCAAGUUCAAGCUCACCGAAAAUCUGCCGGUUCCAGAUGUAGAUUAG